GUGUAAAAUGAAAACAUAUCCGAAAGACCUUCCAAUGCUCAGUGCUGUACUUAUAUUUAUGAAUGAAGCACUGUCAAUCAUCUUACGUGCAAUUACCAGUAUAAUUAACCGAACACCUUCUCAUUUAUUGAAAGAAAUCAUCCUGGUCGAUGAUUACAGUUCAAAUGAUGAUCUGAAAGGACCUUUGGAAACACACAUCAAAACUUACAAUGAAAAGCAUCCUGGACUGCUGAAGAUCAUCAGACAUCAGAAAAGACAAGGCCUAACACAAGCCAGGGUUUCUGGCUGGGAGGCAUCAACUGCAGAUGUUGUUGCAAUUUUGGAUGCCCAUAUUGAAGUGAACAUCGGAUGGGCUGAGCCUAUCUUGUCUCGUCUAAAAGAAGAUCGCACUGUUAUACUAUCACCGGUAUUUGACAAUAUUCGUUUUGAUGACUUUGAGCUUCAUCAGUAUUCACCAGCUGCAGAUGGAUUUGACUGGGCACUCUGGUGCCUUUAUGAACCUUUACCAGCUGCAUGGUAUGCUCUGCAAGAUGAAACAGCUCCGGUCCGGAGCCCGUCUAUAAUGGGAAUUUUUGCUGCAGAUAGGAAAUUUCUGGGUGAGAUUGGUGUACUGGACAGUGGAAUGCACAUAUAUGGAGGAGAAAAUGUGGAACUUGGCCUGAGGGCUUGGCAGUGUGGAGGUAAAGUAGAAGUGCUGCCCUGCUCAAGAAUCGCUCAUUUGGAAAGAGCUCACAAGCCUUACUUGCUGGACUUGAGCAUUGCGUUGAAACGCAAUGCCUUGCGGGUAGCUGAAGUGUGGAUGGAUGACUACAAGUACAUGGUCUACUUUGCAUGGAAUCUUCCAAUUGAGAAUCCUGGAAUAGACUUUGGAGAUGUUUCUUCCAGAAAAGAGCUAAGGAAAAAACUGAACUGUAAAGGCUUUGAUUGGUACAUAAAAAACAUUUACCCUAAUUUAGUAUUUCUUCCCAACAUUGUUGGCUAUGGAACAAUGAAAAACACAUUGAAAGAAGACAUCUGUAUCGAUUGUGGCCCUGUCCCUGGAAACACUCCAAUUAUGUAUCCCUGUCAUGAAUACUCAACACAGCACAUCUUUUAUCACAGCACUGGAGAAAUAUAUGUAGGAGGUUUACGUGGCCAACGGAAUAGAGUUGAUAGAUGCAUAACAGACCCUGGGAAUGGGGACCUGCCAGUUUUAGAGCAAUGUGACACAGCUGUGAAUAAAGGCCUGAACUUGCACUGGGAUUUUAAGCAGGGAUCAGCUGUAAUCAACAGGAGCACUAAAAGAUGCCUUGAAAUCACAACAGCUUCAUACAGACUUGUAGUACGGACCUGCACAGGACAAAGAUGGAAUAUCCAACACACAGUUAAGGACUGGGGAAAGACAAAAGACCUGGAACAGAAGGCACAGCACUCAAAGCAUUGA
Cariama cristata (Red-legged seriema) is the source of this 1423-nucleotide messenger RNA. RefSeq names its product polypeptide N-acetylgalactosaminyltransferase 8 (gene GALNT8). Lineage: Eukaryota; Metazoa; Chordata; Aves; Cariamiformes; Cariamidae. The transcript is spliced from 9 exons. The record is from RefSeq and is a predicted model, not a curated record. Gene Ontology annotation, cellular component: Golgi apparatus. The annotation marks the transcript as partial.